CCUUGUGGGUCGACGCACCGGGUCCGGCGGGGAACUCGGCCCGCGCGCGGCAGCCGGACCUCGGCGUCUCCGGACCCCGCCGGCGGCCGCGAUGGCCGCGGCGACCGUGGAGAGCUUCGUGGCCAAGCAGUUGGACCUGCUGGAGCUCGAGAGAGACGCGGAGGUCGAGGAGCGCAGGUCCUGGCAGGAGCACACCUCCCUGAAGGAGCUGCAGAGCCGCGGCGUCUGUCUGCUGAAGCUGCAGGUGUCCAGCCAGAGGACCGGGCUGUACGGACGGCUGCUGGUCACCUUGGAGCCCCGGAGAUGUGCGGCCGCCCUGCUUCCCAGCCACAGCUUUACCCCGGGAGACAUAGUGGGUCUGUAUGGGGCGAACGAAGAGGGGCAGCUGGCCACCGGGAUCCUGACCCGGAUCACCCCGAAAUCGGUCACGGUGGCCUUUGAGGAGACCCGGGACUUGCAGCUGAGCUCGCACCGAGAGACUCCCUACAGACUGCUGAAGCUCGCCAACGACGUCACCUACAAGCGUCUGAAAGAAGCCCUGCUCGCCCUCCGGAAGCUCCGCGCCGGCCCCGCCUCCCCGCUCGUUGAGGUCCUGUUCGGGGGCUCGGCCCCCAGCCCCGCCCGGGACGCCGGCCCCCUGACCUUCAUGAACGCGUCCCUGGACGCCUCCCAGCAGGAAGCGGUUUCGUUUGCACUGUCCCAGAAAGAGCUGGCCAUCAUCCACGGCCCCCCCGGCACCGGGAAGACCACGACGGUGGUGGAGGUCAUCCAGCAGGCGGUGAAGCAGGGCCUCAAGGUGCUGUGCUGUGCACCCUCCAACGUGGCCGUGGACAACCUGGUGGAGCGGCUGGCGCGGAGCAGGCUGAGGCUGCUGCGCCUGGGCCACCCCGCCCGCCUGCUCGAGUCCAUCCAGCAGCACUCGCUGGACGCCGUCCUGGCGCGGGGCGACGGUGCCCGCGUGGUGGCCGACAUCCGGAAGGACAUCGACCAGGCCUUGGCGAGAAGCAGGAAGACCCAGGACAAGGGCGAGAGGAGCAGUGUCCGAGACGAAGUCCGGCAGCUGAGGAAGGAGCUGAAGGCGAGGGAGGAGGCGGCCAUGCUGCAGAGCCUCCGCUCGGCCGACGUGGUCCUGGCCACCAACACGGGUGCGUCCUCGGACGGCCCCCUGAGGCUGCUGCCGGACGGCUCCUUCGAUGUGGUGGUCAUCGACGAGUGUGCCCAGGCCCUGGAGGCCAGCUGCUGGGUCCCCCUGCUGAAGGCGGGGAAGUGCAUCCUGGCGGGCGACCACAAGCAGCUGCCCCCCACCAUCACCUCCCGCAAGUAGGUGCCUGCCCCCAGCAGCGGCCCGGGGUGGCGAGUGCCCCCAAGGGCGGCCCCCGCCGCCGUCCCCGGCGCCCAGGGCACGUUGGGUGGUGGUCUCCGGUGGGCCGGCCGCUCCUGGCUGUGCUGGCCGGCGGCCGGUGCUUGGACGGCAGCCCAGGCGGGCGCAGUGCUGACCUGCGUUGACCUCCCCGGCGUGGCUGCGACGGAGGACACAGGCACGGCCCUGCUGCUGGUGGACACGGCCGGCUGCGGGCUGCUCGAGGUGGACCGGGAGGACGAGCAGUCCAAGGGGAACCCCGGUGAAGUGCGCCUGGUCAGCCUGCACGUCCAGGCUCUGGUGGACGCCGGGGUCCCGGCAAGGGACAUGGCCGUCAUCACGCCGUACAACCUCCAGGUGGACCUGCUGAGGCAGAGCCUGGCGCACAGGCACCCUGAGCUGGAGAUCAAGUCCGUGGACGGCUUCCAGGGCCGCGAGAAGGAGGCCGUGGUCCUGUCCCUCGUCAGGUCCAACAGGAAAGGCGAGGUGGGCUUCCUGGCCGAGGACCGGCGCAUCAACGUGGCGGUGACCCGCGCGCGGCGGCAGGUGGCCGUCGUCUGCGACUCGCGCACGGUCGGCGGCCACCGCCUCUCGCGGAAACCUUCCGAGGGCUCGGGGACCCCGGGGCUGGCUCCCAGCGGCUGUCGGACUCCCGAGCGCGGGGACAAGUGUGGACACCCCAAGUGGGAGGGCACAGCGCUCUGGCGGGGAUCUCACCACCUGUGCCCGCCAGGACCGGCUGCCCUGGACCUGCCCGCCGAGCUGGACUUCGACGCCCUGGUCUCAGCUGCCGUGAAGGCGGAUAACACCUGCGGCCUCGCCAGCUGCUCGGCCAGCGUGGCCACCCUGGGCCAGCUCUGCCCGCACUGCGGCCGCCGCUACUGCCUCAGCCACCACCUGCCCGAGGUCCACGGCUGCGGCGAGAAGGCUCGUGCUCUCGCCCGGCAGCGGCUGAGCCGGGAAGGGGUCCUCUACCCGGGCAGUGGGACCAAGGACCGGUCCCUGGACCCAGCCAAGCGGGCCCAGCUGCAGAGGAGGCUGGGUAAGAAGCUGGACGAACUGACCAGCCAGAGGAAGAGCAGACGGAAGGAGAAGGAGAAGUGAGGGCCCAGAGCCCGUGGACAGUGUGCCGGGCAGGCAGGGCCACUCCCCGUGACAGCGAGCCCAGCCCGGUGGGCAGCCGGGCGCUGCCGGUGCCGGAGCCCGCUGCCAGGCGCCGUCAGGGAGGCGGGCUGCGUCGGCCCCGAGGGCUCGUCCCCGGGCCAGGCCUGGCAGGCUCCACAGAGUCGCCUUGCUGGGGGGGCUCCCGGCCUCCCGACUGUCUCCUGUUCCCUGGGGGCUCAGCUCCCUCCCGGGGGCGCAGCCCGUCCUCGCCGGAGCCGGGCCGCAGUGAGCCGAGUGGCCGUUGGGUCCACAGGUGCCGCCCAGGUGCCCUCCCCCGGCCACCACCCCUGCCGCAGACCAGAGACCCUCAGGGUGUGCUGGGCAGCCUCGGCUCGCCGCUGUGCAGGCUUCAGGGUGUUCAAGAGCCAAAUAGAAGGCCCUGCGCGCAGCCACAGCAAGCCGCCUGGUGUCUGAACGAGCGUCCUCCCGCGCCGGUGCCCCCUCCCCCGGCUCAGGGCGGCUGGCACCUCCCGUCAUGCCGGUCCGGGGGUGGGUGGGGUGCGCGUGCCCGUCCUGCCCACAGAAGCUCCAGAUGAGCGCUCGAGGGGAGACCCAUGGGGAGCUGGGGGGUGGGCCCCAGCGGCUGCCAGCCCUCUGCUCCGCCCAGGCCCUCCCUCCGCACCCGAGCCAGGCCU
Condylura cristata (star-nosed mole) is the source of this 3159-nucleotide messenger RNA. It is a transcript of the gene IGHMBP2, whose product is annotated as immunoglobulin mu binding protein 2. Gene Ontology annotation, molecular function: DNA binding; RNA binding; zinc ion binding. The transcript has 14 exons. Lineage: Eukaryota; Metazoa; Chordata; Mammalia; Eulipotyphla; Talpidae. The record is from RefSeq and is a predicted model, not a curated record.